GGAAUGCAACAAAGGUAACCAUUUCGAUUUGGAGUUACAUUUUUUCUUUCUUGAAGCCCAACCACCAUUUGGACUAGCUCGAUUCAGAAACGAAAAGAGGAAAAAGCGGACAGUUCAUAAAACUGAAAACUGGAAAAGCUGCGUCGAUCCUGCCCUCCUGCCACAGAAGCAGAGCAUCUUCCCGACUUGACCACCUUGACCGCUCACAAGUCACAACCAUCCUCCCCUCCGCUUGCUGGCCCGCCUGCCUAUACACCCACGGCGCCAUCAGCCAGGUUUCCACAACAGAAGAACAAACAUCUUUUGUCUUGGGUUAGGAGAAACCUGGGCGAGACCAAGAGAGAUGGCCGGCCGCAACUUGAGCGCUGCAGGAGCAAUGGAGGAGGAGGGGGAGCAUGUCAGGCCGCCCAAGAUCGACGUCGAGACGCUCUGCCUGCUGUACAUACUGCUUCUCAUGACGAUCUGGAUGUCCUCGUUUCGGCUCCGGUGGCCGGCCCUGGUCACCUACUACAUCCCGGCCAUGGAAGCCCUGGUCACCUGCUUCUUCUUCGCGUUCGUCACCGUCCAGCUGCAGGUGCUGCUUGCCAUCGCGCUGUUGGAGAAGCCCGAACCGUCGCUGCUUCCGCCUCCCGUGAACCAGUGGACCAUGGCCCUCACCGUGUGGCUGUUCGGGGUCCUCUACUACAUGAUCUACGCCUCCUUGAGCGACGGGUAUGCGGGCUACUUGGGCCUGAUCUUCGCCGGGGUCGCGAGUGUUGUGAGCCUCGCCAUGACCGUCUACAACAUGCUGCAGCGCCCCGUCUUUGCUUAGCUGCGGAUCGAGGAUGAUUGAGCAUCUUGGAACCUGAAGAGUGCCGACCUGAAGAAGGGCCAGACUUGUUUUCUGUCUAGUGUUGGAUGUGCUAUGAGUAUGUUGUUGGUUCUCUAUCUACUAUCUGAACUCAGGAAGGAUUUGGCUUCAUUUGGGGGACAGGAUUAAUGUGUCAGUACCUGAUGUUUCGUGAAAAACUUUUCUUUAGGGAAUGUUUCAUGAAGAACUUGUUAUGGGGAUGUGAUAAUUUCCUUGCGUUUUGGGGUUACAAGCCCAGAUAGGCACUGGAUCACUGCCGCCUUGCCGGGCAUUGGAUCCUUGGUUCAUGUCGAUGAGGAUGUGAUCUUCUUCCGUUCGUUAACUCUCUGUGAUCCUGGUUGCCGGGCUUUUUUCUGGGCCGGGACGGAGGAGGUGAAUGGCGGCAAGUGUGUGGUAUCCUGGGCAAGGGUAUGCAGGCCAAAACACUUGGGCGGCCUGGGCGUUAUUGACUUAUGUAAGCAUGGCAUUGCUUUAAGAUUACGAUGGGAAUGGCUUAGACGCACGGAUGCUUCCAGGCCUUGGCAAGGGCUCAACUUGACCGCGGAUAAAAAGGUUGCCCAAGCUUUUGGGAGCCAGGUUAAAUGGAAGGUCGGAGCGGGAGACAAAAUCUUGUUUUGGAAAGAUCGGUGGCUUCAUGGCGCAACCAUCGCUGAGCUAGCCCCCUUGGUUGUGGCCACAGUCCGUACGCAGGUAGCCAACAAGAGGCUGGUACGUGAUGCGGUGUACAUGCAUGCUUGGAUGAACGACGUUGUGGGCGACCUAUGCACGGAGGGUCUUACCCAGUUCAUCGGACUUUGGGAGAUCAUAUCGGAGGUUCAAUUGGAUGCUCAAACUGAGGAUAGCCCCAUUUGGGCUUGGAAUGUGAUAGGAGUCUACACCGCAUCAUCCGCAUACAAGAUGCUUUGUGAGGGAGGAGUUAGAUUUCACUCUUUCGGAGCAAUCUGGAAAUGUUGGGCGCCACUUGCGUGUAAAAUCUUCAUGUGGCUGGUUGUGCAAUACCGAUUGUGGACGUCAGAUAGAAGGGCGAGACACGGUUUGCAAGACCAAACA
Triticum dicoccoides is the source of this 1900-nucleotide messenger RNA. RefSeq lists its product as uncharacterized. The record is from RefSeq and is a predicted model, not a curated record. The transcript is spliced from 4 exons. The coding region runs from base 344 to 811 and encodes 155 amino acids. NCBI's taxonomy places the organism in Eukaryota, Viridiplantae, Streptophyta, Magnoliopsida, Poales, Poaceae.